AGGCAGUUUUGGGUCAAAUGAGGUAUGUCGUAGCUCAUUGGUUUCAUGGAAGAUAUCCGUGCUUGGAACCAAGCGAACGGAAAAGACAGUGCAUGGAAUUGAUGCUGAAUUGUCCAGGUUCACUGCAGCGGCGGGUCCUUUGGGUCGCUGUGCUUUGGUGGCUUUGUGUGCUGGGAUACGGCUACUUCAUGUGGAUCUCCAAGGGCUGUGAGCCCUACAUGCCCUUUAUCUCAGACAUGGGCCUCAACGCCCAUGUUCCGAAGGUCUUUCUCAUGGGGACUAUGGUCGAAGGCCUCCUCAUCAGUUCAUGGCUGCUUUGGGCCACCCUGGCUCGAUCUCACAUCUUAAAGCUGCUCCGUUUGCGCUUCGUUGCACUGGAAGCUUUGUGUGUGCUCUGUGGUGCCAGUGUCGCUUUGGGCACCUUCUUCAUCGGAGUAUUCCCUUGGGAUGUUUACUCCUACCUGCACUUUGCAUGUGCGAGUGGCGUAUUUUGGGGCGGAUGUUUUUACUCCUUCUUCACCUGUUUGUUGUGCCUGGGCAUAAGCUGCGAAUAUCCAUUGAAUCUGCUGGGAACCCGAAGUCGGUGGCGCAUGAUGUACACCUGGCUAACGCCCCUCUGUGGCUUCUGCUUGUUGGCGGUGUUUCUUUGCCUCUUCGCUGCCUACGAUACAAGACCAGAGUUCUUUAGCUGGACCUGGUGGCCAGAGAUUCAGGCUUCUGCCAGAGAAGACUUCCUUGGCUAUUGCAGCGGUCGAAGCUGGCAUGGCUUACCCUGGGUGAACAGCUGUGCCUUUUGGGAGUGGGCCACCUUGAUGCUCCUCUUCGUCUCCAUGCUGGCAGGCCAAGCUGACAUCGAGCUGUACCUCGAUUUGAAAGGAGGAACCCAAGCGGAACUCCUUCCUUUCGAUCGACUGGAGGGAUCAGAGCUGCUGGCGGGGCGCUGGCGAAGCCCUUUGGGCACCUUGGGAUCAGCGCGAUGCUGGUGGCUGGCCUUGGUGCUAGGCCCUCCCAGCGUCUUCGCACUGAUGUACUUCAUUUGGGUGCACGGAUGCUCUCCUCUACCCCCACUCCUGUCACACUUUGGCCUGAACAAGCACACCAGCUGUAUCUUUUGUAGUGGUCUGCUGUUCUUCGACAGCAUCUUUGCGAUUUGGCUCUUGCAUCUUCUCACCGGACAGUGGGCCACUGCUCAGCGACGGGAUUCUGCCUUUCUGCUACUUUCUGGUUUUCAGGCUACAGGAGCCAGCUUGAUGGUGGUGGGCUUUGGGGGGAUCGGCUUUGUGAGAUGGGAUCUUCAUUUGGCACUUCACGCCCUUUGCGGACUUUGCAUUCUCAUAGGCUUUGGGCUUUGGUCCACGUGUGAACUGAUCGGGACAUUCCCAGAGCUGUUUGCGAAAGACAGGCCUCGAUGGCAUCGACCCCUCAGACUGUUGCAAUACUUGAGCUGGGGAGGGACCUGGUUCGCCCUCUUUGCUGGUGGAUCUGGGAUGAGCUUUCAAGCUGCGGUGAGGGCAGCCUCCGGCUGGGCAUGGCUGCCUGCAACCUUAAGUUUUGUCCAUGAGGACUUUGCACAAAUCUGCAGUGGAGGAAGCCCGACAUUUUCUUGGAGCCACUACUAUGCUCUGUGUCAGUGGAUGUGGAUGGGCUGCAUGCACUGCUUUGUGGCGUGCUCCAUUUGCGACUCUGAGGUCUACUUCUUGGUCAGCAAGGUGGAGGAGUCCGGUCAGCACCGCUCCCUGAGGCCUCCACUGCGCAUGGUCCUCUUGCUGGGCAUCGCUGCAGCAGGACUCUUCCGCUUGAUUUGGAACACUUGGUAGCUCUGAAAGUCUCAAUGGCUGUGGCUCAAUAGUCUUGAUCCUCCACCCAGAUUCUGGUUCGCUGACAAAGCACAAGAGCAAAGCGCAGCCAAAUCUUUAGCUUGGGCCAAGCCCGCUCAAUUGAGCUGUUGAGCGCCGCAGAAGGCGCGCCACUGGAGACUUCUCCAGGAAGAGGUUCCAAGCAGGACUUGGCUCUACCAACGAUGUGGCAUGGCUUUGUGGGUUGCAGAUGGCUAGUGCUCCAGCUGCUUGAGCUUGAACUUCUCUGAAUUUGGGUAAGUUCCCCCAAUUUUCGGUGCAGUGUAGAUCGAUGUGGGGCUGGUCCCAAAGAGGCUCCAGCUAUUUCAGAGCAGCGGCUCACGGCAAAACUGCCGUGCCAGGCUCCCAAGCAGCGACUUGUGAACAUCCCUCCGUAGAUCAGCUACGAUUGGUUUUUGCAGAUCUGUUCUCCACCCUGGCAGCCAUGUCUCCACACGGAUGACACCUCUGACUGCUCCUUCAGGAUCUCAAAGAAGCGAACCCG
Molecule: messenger RNA, 2340 nt
Organism: Durusdinium trenchii
Lineage: Eukaryota; Dinophyceae; Suessiales; Symbiodiniaceae
Source: the annotation of a GenBank genome assembly